This is a messenger RNA of Nomia melanderi (Alkali bee), 4030 nucleotides long. It is a transcript of the gene Hsc70Cb, whose product is annotated as heat shock protein 70Cb. Lineage: Eukaryota; Metazoa; Arthropoda; Insecta; Hymenoptera; Halictidae. Gene Ontology annotation, cellular component: nucleus; cytosol. Gene Ontology annotation, molecular function: ATP-dependent protein folding chaperone; ATP binding. Gene Ontology annotation, biological process: protein folding. The record is from RefSeq and is a predicted model, not a curated record.
GGUGAAUUUUCAGCAGAAGUUAGCAGAAAGAAGUAAUCGCAGUCAUCGUGCGGAAGGCAUUUCGUUCAGUCUAUUGAGUGAGUAGAACUGAGAAUCAAAGUGGGACCGUGAAUUUGAUAUUCACGUUAAUACGUCACAGAGAAAGCUGAGCAUUUAGUGAUCAAUUAGAUAUCCUUUUUCGAGGAUAAACAUCGAAUAUACGGUCUAAACUCGACAAUUAAUUCAGUGUCGCAAGGAAAACGUUGAUCAGCCUAAUAUCAGCCAUGGCUGCUAUGUCCGUGAUUGGAAUCGACUUCGGUAACGAGAGUUGUUAUGUGGCCGUAGCACGCGCUGGAGGUAUUGAGACAAUAGCUAAUGAUUACAGUCUUCGAAACACACCAUCAUGUGUGGCAUUUAGUGGAAAAAAUCGAAUUCUUGGUGUGGCAGCUAAAAAUCAAAUGGUUACUAACAUGAAAAAUACUAUUUAUGGAUUUAAACGAUGGUUAGGUAGAAAAUACAAUGAUCCCCAAGUACAGCGAGAAAUUCAAAUGUCACCUUUUAAGGUAACUCAGCAGGCAGAAGGAAAUAUUGGUAUACAUGUACAAUACUUAGGAGAAGAACACAUCUUUUCACCUGAACAAAUCACUGCAAUGUUGUUCACAAAAUUGAAGGAUAUAUCUGAAACUGCUCUGCAAACAGCUAUUAAUGAUUGUGUUAUUUCUGUUCCUUCAUAUUUUACACAAUCUGAACGCCAAGCAUUGCUGGAUUCUGCAGGAAUUGCAGGCUUAAAUGUUCUUAGAUUAUUCAAUGAAACAACUGCUACUGCUUUAUGCUACGGUAUUUACAAACAAGAUUUACCUGCACCUGAAGGACCUCCAAGAAAUAUAGCUUUUGUUGAUUGUGGAUAUGCUAGUCUACAAGUAUGCAUUUGUGCGUUUCACAAAGGAAAGCUUAAGAUGUUAGCAAGUGCUUCUGAUAGUCAGUUAGGUGGCAGGGAUAUAGAUGCCAUUCUAGCCGAUCACUUCUGCAAAGACUUUCAAUCGCGUUAUAAUAUUGAUGCACGUGGCAGUCCACGUGCAUAUGUAAGGUUACUAGCAGAGGUAGAGAAGUUGAAGAAACAGAUGUCAGCCAAUUCAACAACACUUCCUCUAAAUAUUGAAUGUUUCAUGGAUGAAAAAGAUGUACAUGGCACCAUGAAACGUGCAGACAUGGAAGCAAUGUGCGCUCAUUUGUUUAAACGCGUGGAAUCCACUUUGCGGAAGUGCCUUGAAGACUCCAAACUGAAAUUGGAAGAAAUUCAUUCGAUAGAAUUAGUGGGAGGUUCCAGUCGUGUUCCCGCUAUUAAACGUUUGGUAGAAGAAGUUUUUAAUCGUCCUGUCUCUACAACAUUGAAUCAAGAUGAAGCUGUUUCGAGAGGUUGCGCACUCCAGUGUGCAAUGUUAAGUCCUGCUGUAAGAGUUCGCGAUUUUUCUGUGACAGAUAUUCAACCAUAUCCAAUCACGUUAAAAUGGAAUAAUAAUCAAAACGAAGAAUGUGUAAUGGAAGUAUUUGGUCAUAAUCAUGCUGUACCAUUCUCAAAAAUGUUGACAUUUUAUCGAUCAAAUCCGCUUACACUGACUGCCAGUUACAGUGCCCCGCCACCAACGUAUCCUCAAACUCAUAUUGGUGUGUUUGUAAUAAGGAAUAUAAAGCCAACACCAGAAGGAGAAUCAUCAAAAGUAAAAGUGAAAGUGAGGAUAAAUUUAAAUGGAUUAUUCACAGUUACCUCAGCAUCACUCAUCGAGAAACGUGAGCUUACUCAGCAAGAAAAAGAAGAAGAGGAGAAACAGCACCAACAGCAGCAGCAACAACAACAGCAACAAAACAUGGAAGUUGACCAUCAAGCGGAACAAAAAGAUAAGCCAGAUCAAGAAGCACAAGCAAAUGAACCACCAGCACCAGAGGUGAGCAUGGAUAAAACACGACGGAACUCAGAUGCUGAUGAUGGUGGAAGAGGUGCGAGGGGUUCUGGCCCUUCCUACUCCUCCAGGAUUCUCUCUUGGUUCAGCUCGGGAGAUGACAAAGGUGAAGAGAAUAAAGGCAAAAAGAAAAUUCCUAUUCGUACCAUUGACCUUCCUUGGGAAACACACGGCUUUGGCCUUUCUCAGCAGGAUUUGGAGAAUGCACAAGAAAAAGAAUGUAAAAUGAUUGCCGCAGAUAGACAAGAAAAGGAACGUAUUGAUGCCCGCAAUGCAUUGGAGGAAUAUGUCUACGACUUACGUGCAAAAUUGUCAGAAGAAGACGAAUUGGCCACAUUUGUUACAGAAACAGACAAAGAAGCACUUUCGCGGACAUUAAACGAAACUGAAGAUUGGCUCUAUGAAGAAGGUGGAGAUUGUCAACGACAAGUUUAUGUAGAACGGCUAACGCGCCUUAAGGCACAAGGCGAACCAAUUAAAGAAAGGCGACAUGAAUUCGAAGGCAGGAGUCACGCAUUAGAAGAAUUAGCGGCAGCGUUACAAUUAGCGAAGAAAAAUGUUGAUCAUAUUAAAGCACCAAGUGGAAAGGAUGAUAAAUACUCUCAUCUAACAGAUGAAGAAGUGAAGAAAAUUGAGAAAGCCGUACAAGACAAAUGGACGUGGUUGGAAGAGAAACGUAUAGUUCUUGCCGGGACUGCCCGUACACAACCACCACCGGUUACUGUUGCCCAAAUACGUGCUGAGAAACAGUCAUUGGAUAGUAUUAUAUUACCAAUCCUAAACAAACCAAAACCUAAAGUCGAGGCUCCAGAGGAGGACAAAUCAAAAGAUAAAAACGCUGAAGAUCAUAAAACUAAUCAAAACAGUCAAGGUGAUGGUCAACCACAAACUAAUCAGCAUCAAUCACAAGAAGAGAAGAUGGACGUUGAGUCCAUCCCAUUUUAGUGAUCCCAUUUUAUAUGUUUUAAUACUAUUGAAUCUAUCAUGAUUAAAAUAAUGAAAAUUAUUUCAUCAUUCAAGUCAUCUUUAACAUGUUACAAAAGCACCUGAUACGUUUUUGGUUAGCACAUACAAUUGUUUCUUUUUCUUUUCCUUUCACUGUUGUUAAUGUGAUAAGUUGACUUAUAUUCAAGGAUCAAGUGUCACUGAUUCAAGUAUGUUGAAAAUUGAAGAAUUUUUCCCUAGAUUACAAUGGAGGAAGACUACAUGUUCAUUUUAAUUUGACUAAAAGCGAAUAAUGACAUUUGAAGUAAUUGACACGUAGUUGCAAAAUUUCUCUACAACACAUUACAAUGCUACUUUCACUUUAUUUUCACGAAAAAAAGGAAAAUUGAAUAAUUUCCGUUUUAGGAUUUUACAUUUCACAUUUUAUUGUGAACAUACAGUUAACACCACCAUUGUACAGAAUUUUCUAUUAAAAUAUGUAGUUCCUUAUAUUAUGAAAACACACAGUAUUAAGUUAUUAAAAUGCCGAUACUAAAAAAUUCUGCAAUUUUUAAUAUACCAAUAAAAAGCAGUGUAACAAAAUUUUUUUUAUCAGUGGAGUACUCUAAAGAGAUCCCUGAUUUCAUUGCCAGUAGGAAAAGUUAAUACAUUGCGACCUAUAAUAUAUAGGACAAAUGCUAAGUUAGAACUAAUGACUAAAUUAAAUUGUGAAGUAGUUAAUAUCGCUGGCGAUCUUAUGUAUUUAAUAAUACAGUAAGCAUUCAUUCCAACACUCCCAGGCCGACAGCAAAAUAUCCUGUCACACAAACUUCUGUUGCAUUUACAAUACUUAAAUAAAUUAAUAUUUCGUUAAUAAUGUUUUAAGCUUGUUCUAGGAUUUGCUUUGAUGUGCCGACAGAAUGGCAUGUGUGUAAAGAAGCUAAAAAGAUCAAUAUAUAUAUAUGGUAUUUUAUUUUUUAAAUGCUAUCAAAUUUUAAUGACGCAACAUUUCUAAACGAACAAAAUUAUAGUUAGAUAUAUUGAUGUACAAAAUUCAUAGCGAUUCGUAAAAGGAAAAACAUUUUUUUUGUUUGGAUUAUGAUUCAUGUAACAAAAUGGAAAUAACUGAACUUAAGUGUUUGAGAAAUAUAUUACUUUAGUUCCUGUAA